AUGUCAAGUAGAAGUCACACAGACAAUGUCAUUGGAUAUGCGUGUGUGUCUUGUGUGUGCACAUUUCACUCGCACCGCUUUUUGUGUAUGUGCGUCUCAGAAAAUCUAACAAACACACAAGCAAUGCCAUACGACCAUAUGAUGCCCCCAACAUCGGCAACCAACACAAGAAGACCUGUGUGCAUCGGAAAUACAACCAAUUUCAAACACAAAAACGGAGCGGACACAGCACAUGCAUAUGGAGAAAGGGACCCAUUGAAAUGGAUGUUUUUCUAUUGGACAUCCAAUGCUGAGUGCAGGCCACGCAGGAGGAAGCACAGUCACCUCGCAGCGCAACGCGGACCACACCGCAACUCGAUGGAGUGUUACCACGGCGGCAGCAGCAGAGGCAAGCAGAAGCAGCGGACAGGGACAAGCAGCAGCAACAGUGUCAUCACCGGGAUUCGGAGGUGUGUCCUGCCUGCCGUCCGUCUCACUGCUUCGAUCCCUGCCACCGAGAGAAGUUUCUUGCGGUCUGUCGGGGCAUCCUGGCCGGAUCCACUUCUCCUCUGGCGACGGAUGCUUCUGAGGAGCAGCCGUGUCUACAUCCUUCGGUGGUGUGCCGCGGCCGGUCUCAAUGCUCUCCGCAACGGGGACGGAAGCCCCUGGCAAUCCUUGUUCAGUAUAUGCCGGUGA
This is a messenger RNA of Trypanosoma cruzi, 675 nucleotides long. RefSeq lists its product as uncharacterized. The transcript has a single exon. NCBI's taxonomy places the organism in Eukaryota, Euglenozoa, Kinetoplastea, Trypanosomatida, Trypanosomatidae. The record is from RefSeq and is a predicted model, not a curated record. The coding region runs from base 1 to 675 and encodes 224 amino acids.